Messenger RNA from Coregonus clupeaformis (lake whitefish), 2446 nucleotides. Its product is annotated as interferon alpha-inducible protein 27-like protein 2B. Gene Ontology annotation, biological process: apoptotic signaling pathway. The coding region runs from base 750 to 2198 and encodes 482 amino acids. The transcript is spliced from 9 exons. The record is from RefSeq and is a predicted model, not a curated record. NCBI's taxonomy places the organism in Eukaryota, Metazoa, Chordata, Actinopteri, Salmoniformes, Salmonidae. Gene Ontology annotation, cellular component: mitochondrion; membrane.
AUUCAAAAUAGUUUAUCCAAUUCAAAAUAGUUUAUCCAGUCAUUCCAAGGAUCCUGCGGCUGACCGGGUACCAGCAGAAAUAUUUGUUGAAGUAAAAAUCGAAAUGUAUAGAUUUUAAGGUUGUGUUUAGGGGUGGGGUGGGGUCACGCCAAUUUUUUAUUUUUAUGGGGUUGUCAGAAAUUCUGGUGGAAAAAAUGUGGUACUGCAGCUGAAAACGUUUGAAUACCACUGACUUAAAGUAAUGUAUGUGUGUGCAAGAAGACCGAUCAGUUGUAGCUUACUUGUGCUUACUUUGUGUUUUCAAUAUUAAAGUUAGUCAUUUGUAAUUUAGGGGUGUGCUUUCAUUAUUCAACUAGGUCAUUUGUUAUAGAUGUGUUGUUUCCAGAUUCAAUGUGGUCAUUAGUUAUUCGAUGCGUGGUGAUUUGCUUUUACAGUGGACGAGUUAUGUUUCAAGGUUCUUUAUGACCAUUUGUUAUUAGAUGUGUUCCGCAUUCAAGAUUUGUUGUGGUCAUUUUAUAUUUUAAUUGUGGCACAAAUAAUGUUACUUAUACAGUACCUUCCUUUAACUCUAUAGAGUUCUAACUUGUGCACUUUGCCCAGCCUUUUGAAAUGUGUGUGUCAUGAGAGAGAGUCAAAUGUUGUAACUUUUCUCCCAAUGUUUGCAGUUUGCAUCAAAGUUCCAUACGAAGUUGCACCUACCCUGACUGAGAAUUUGAAGCCCAACGUGGUUAAUCACAAGGCAAACGAAGAUGGCGCCAGAAUUAGACUUGUCCCCACCAACCAUGUUUCUGCUGGUACCCGGUGAGCCGCAGGAGCCUUGGAAUGACUGGAUAAACUAUUUUGAAUUGUACAUUACACAGGGCAGAGAAAGAGGCUUGCCAGACGAAGAGAAGAGAGUUCUGUUACGCCAUUACCUUGGCAAUGAGGGACUGUGCAUCUUAAACACCCUGACAACCAAUGAAACAUAUGCAGCGAUGAUUGAUGCCCUCACUGUUUACUUCAGUAAUGCUCAGAACCGUCAGGAGCCUCAGGACCGUCAGGAGCCUCAGGAGCCUCAGGACCGUCAGAAGCCUCAGGAGCCUCAGGCGCCUCAGGACCGUCAGGAGCCUCAGGACUGUCAGGAGCCUCAGGACCCGGAUGAUUCACAAAGAAUCAAACAGAACAGUGAGUCAAACAGAACUUCCCAAAACGUUCACAAUUCUGACCAUCAAAAUGGGAGCACAAUAUUCAACAUUUGUACUAAUAGCAACAAUCACCCAUCAUGUUUUAAGGUCAUAAAUACUUCAGAAAAAAGUAAUAGUUGGCCAGGGAUUGGAAAAAGGAUGUUUGUUACAGGAGCAGCAGCAACAGUGGGAGCAGCUGCGGCAGUGGUGGGGGCACCAGUUGCCCUGGGAGUGGCAGGAUUGACUACUGUUGGGGUUGCUGCUGGAGCAACUGCAGGGGGCGCCGCAGUAGGAAGUGGUACAAUUGCUGCAGCAGCAGCAGCAACAGUGGGAGCAGUUGCGACAGUGGCAAUGGCACCAGUUGUCUUAGGAGCGAUAGGAUUCACUGCUGGUGGGAUUGCUGCUGGAUCAUAUGCAGCAAGCAUGAUGUCUGCAGCGGCCGCGGUAAAUGGAGGUGGGGUAGCAGCAGGGGGUCUUGUUGCUGCUCUACAGUCAGCAGGUGCUGCAGGCCUUUCAGGAGUGGCUACAGCGGCGGCGGGAGGUGUUGGAGCGGCAGUUAGUGGAGCCGUGGGAUGGCUGGCCGCAGGAGCAGGGUUCUCAGGAGCGGCAGCGGCUACUACAGCAACUGCGGCAGCAGGGCUCUCUGCAACAGCUACAGCAGCUGUGGGAGGUGUUGGAGCAGCAGUUGGGGGAACAGCGGGAUGGCUGGCCUCAAGGACUAGGACACCUGAAAAGGAGGAAGGAGAAGAGACAGGAGCAGCUACAGCAGCUGCUGCAGGAGGUGCUGCAGGGCUUUCAGGAGAGGCUACAGAGGCUGUGGGAGGUGUUAGCGCAGCAGUUGGUGGAGCGUCUGAAGAGGAGGGAGGAGUCAAGGAGAGAGAGCUUUCAGGAGCGGCUACAGCGGCUGUGGGAGGUGCUGCAAGGCUUUCAGGAGUGGCUACAGCGGCUAUGGGAGGUGUUAGAGCAGCAGUUGGUGGAUCGGCGGGAUGGCUGUUCUCAAGAAUCAGGACGUCUAAAAAGGAGGGAGGAGAGUAGAGAGAGAAGAGAGAAGAGGGAGGAUGAGAAGAGAUCCCGGAAGAGGGCCCUUUAUAUAAGAAAACUAUGAAUGUUACUGCAACAUUCAUUAAGGGUUUAUUAAUGAUUUCAUGAUGGUGUUAUGAGUGCAUAUGUAUACCCCCUUUGGUGUUGCCAAAACACACAUACUGGUAUACAGCUCUGGAAAGAAAUUAAGAGACCACUGCAAAAUAUAAGUUUCUCUGGUUUUACUAUUUAUAGGUAUGUGU